This is a messenger RNA of Ricinus communis (castor bean), 1667 nucleotides long. RefSeq names its product renalase. The record is from RefSeq and is a predicted model, not a curated record. The transcript has 8 exons. The coding region runs from base 73 to 1527 and encodes 484 amino acids. Lineage: Eukaryota; Viridiplantae; Streptophyta; Magnoliopsida; Malpighiales; Euphorbiaceae.
AACUGAUGACUGUUUAAAGUUAUUGUUGUGGUCUCUUUAUCUGUUUCCCAGUUUCUCCCUCCAAAAACAAAAAUGAGCAACUUUGCUCACUCUCUCUCUUCCUUGUCCUCUCUUUCCUCUAUCACUUUCCAACCCAUCAAAAUUCCCCUAAAAUCUUCAACUUCAACUGCAACUAAAUCUUCUAAAGCAUUAACCCUGACUUGCACUACUACUUCCCAACCCAAUAAAAGACCCACAUCCAAGAACCGCAAGAAAUCAUCAUAUGGCACUUCAAGAAGGUCAGUUCUAAAGAAAACGUUUAGCCAAGAGCAGGUUAACUUCUCUUUUCCAGUCUCAGAUGACCCUCAUGUGGGAAUUAUUGGUGGAGGCAUGGCUGGUCUUGUUUGUGCUGUGAAUUUGGAAAAAAGAGGGGUCAAGUCUACUGUUUUCGACACGGGAAACCAUGGUUUGGGAGGAAGAAUGGGAACUAGAGUAAUUGAUCCUCAGCCACUAGUAUUUGAUCAUGCAGCUCAGUUCUUUACUGUGAGCGAUCCUCAGUUUGCCCAGUUAGUUGAUGGCUGGCUGGAGAAAGGUCUAAUUCGACAAUGGCAAGGUACAAUCGGAGAGCUUGAAAAGGGUGGUCAAUUCGUUCCACUGCCUUCUUCACCUCCAAAAUACAUUGGUGUCAAUGGAAUGCGCCCUCUUGCUGACUCACUACUAUCUCAGACUUCCAUGGUUGAAGUGGUGAGACCUUGCUGGAUUAGCAGACUUGAGCCUUUUAAUGGGAUGUGGCACUUGAGUGAGAACGGAAAGCCUUGUGGACAGUUUGAUGUCAUUGUAAUAGCUCAUAAUGGAAAAUGUGCAAAUCGGUUGCUUGCUUCAUCAGGAUUGCCACUAAUUGCAAGACAAAUGAAGAAGUUAGAUUUGAGCCCUAUAUGGGCUCUCCUUGCAGCAUUUGAGGAACCCCUUCCUAUUCCUAGCGGUGCAUCUCCCUUUGAAGGAGCCUUUGUGAAAGGAGUUGAUUCUAUCUCGUGGAUGGGAAACAAUUCUAUGAAGCUAUUCUCUCAGAGCAAUGGUCCUCACUGUUGGACCUUUUUCAGCACUGCGGCUUUUGGAAAGAGGAACAAGGUUCCACAGGAAAAUAUCCCAAAUUCAACGGCAGAGAAGGUGAAGGCAGCCAUGCUAGAGGGUGUUGAAGUUGCACUGGGACUUGCAGAAGGGUCACUUAAACUGCCAUUUUAUAGUCGAGUCCAAUUAUGGGGUGCAGCACUUCCAAGGAAUAGUCCAGGAGUAGCAUGCAUAUUUGAUCCGAAUGGAAGGGCUGGCAUAUGUGGUGAUUGGUUGUUAGGUUCAAAUUUGGAGUCUGCGGCCUUAAGCGGCAUGGCUCUCGCUAAUCAUAUUGGUGAUUACAUAGAAAGCGGAGGAGCUGGUGGGGAGGAAUUUGGGAUGGGUCUGCACGCUGACUUCCAUACACUUGAAGGACAUCAUGAUAUUGGCCAAUUUUCAGACUUCAUAUUGGAGGCUCACCCAUAUCACUUAGCCACAUAAAUACAUUAUCAUUUUUAAGGAACAUAAUAAUUACUACUUUUGACAAACUCAAGUAAUAGUUGUUUCUUUUUGUAUGUAUUUUCUACUUUUUUAUACAUAUAAAAGGGAUAAGUAAAAAAAAGUUAUUAUUAUUUUAUUUA